GAUUCAGGGCCCAGACGAGGAUCAACUAGCAGUUGAAGGAAAGACUAACAACACUCAGACAGACCAGGCAGCAAAGGUCAAAGGUGAAAUGGACCUGGACAAUGACUGGUCAGAGAGUGACAGUGAGACUGAGGAAAUUACAGCUGAUUUUGAGAUUGAUGAGGAAACAGACCAACCAGCAACGUGCGGAGGUAAGAAGACAGUCAGUGGAAUUACAAUGAGGAGUGCUGAUCUUGUUUGACAGCAUGUGAAAAUCAUCACUAAUAUUUUAUAAUUGUAGGAAACUCCCAUGAAAUCAUUAACACUUACCUUUUCACCCACAUUUUCACACACCAUUUUAUUCAAAUGUCAGAUUACUCCAUCUCUAUUGCAGAGGAGGUUAAGAUUCAGGACCCUGACAAGAAUCAACCAGCAAAGCUCAAAGAUUCCUCCAUCUUCUUGGCUGGUGCUGAGGUCAAACAGACCCAGUGCAAAGAUGUCUCCUUGGUUGCUGCAGCUGAGUCAAAGACUCUGAACCCUCAGGAGGAGCAGCCAGCAAAGUGUAAAGAUUUGUCUGUGUUUGCUGCAGCUGUAGGAAAGACUCAGGACUCAGCAAAGGUCAAAGGUGAAAUGGACCUGGAUAAUGACUGGUCAGAGAGUGACAGUGAGAUUGAGGAAAUUACAGCUGAUUUUGAGAUUGAUGAGGAAACAGACCAACCAGCAACGUGCGGAGAGGAGGUUAAGAUUCAGGACCCUGACAAGAAUCAACCAGCAAAGCUCAAAGAUUCCUCCAUCUUCUUGGCUGGUGCUGAGGUCAAACAGACCCAGUGCAAAGAUGUCUCCUUGGUUGCUGCAGCUGAGUCAAAGACUCUGAACCCUCAGGAGGAGCAGCCAGCAAAGUGUAAAGAUUUGUCUGUGUUUGCUGCAGCUGUAGGAAAGACUCAGGACUCAGCAAAGGUCAAAGGUGAAAUGGACCUGGAUAAUGACUGGUCAGAGAGUGACAGUGAGAUUGAGGAAAUUACAGCUGAUUUUGAGAUUGAUGAGGAAACAGACCAACCAGCAAAGUGCGGAGGUAAGAAGGCAGUCAGUGGAAUUACAAUGAGGAGUGCUGAUCUUGUUUGACAGCAUGUGAAAAUCAUCACUAAUAUUUUAUAAUUGUAGGAAACUCCCAUGAAAUCAUUAACACUUACCUUUUCACCCACAUUUUCACACACCAUUUUAUUCAAAUGUCAGAUUACUCCAUCUCUAUUGCAGAGGAGGUUAAGAUUCAGGACCCUGACAAGAAUCAACCAGCAAAGCUCAAAGAUUCCUCCAUCUUCUUGGCUGGUGCUGAGGUCAAACAGACCCAGUGCAAAGAUGUCUCCUUGGUUGCUGCAGCUGAGUCAAAGACUCUGAAACCUCAGGAGGAGCAGCCAGCAAAGUGUAAAGAUUUGUCUGUGUUUGCUGCAGCUGUAGGAAAGACUCAGGACUCAGCAAAGGUCAAAGGUGAAAUGGACCUGGAUAAUGACUGGUCAGAGAGUGACAGUGAGAUUGAGGAAAUUACAGCUGAUUUUGAGAUUGAUGAGGAAACAGACCAACCAGCAAAGUGCGGAGGUAAGAAGGCAGUCAGUGGAAUUACAAUGAGGAGUGCUGAUC
Messenger RNA from Oncorhynchus mykiss (rainbow trout), 1614 nucleotides. Lineage: Eukaryota; Metazoa; Chordata; Actinopteri; Salmoniformes; Salmonidae. The record is from RefSeq and is a predicted model, not a curated record.